AUGGUCUCAGCGUUCAUCGUAAGAGUCGCUGCCGCCGUGCUGGCCAUACAGCCGGCGUUGGCAGCACGCAAGAACCUCAUCAUCGACACUGACAUCUUCAGUGACUGCGAUGAUACUGGCGCCCUCCUUCUCGCAGCAACCUCACCAAACGUGAACCUCCUCGGUGUCAACAUCAACUACCCUUCAACAUACUCCGUCACGGCAACUUCGGCAAUCCUCGCCCACUAUGGCCUUGCAGAUGUUCCCAUCGGCGCGCGCAGACCAAUGACAGAUGAGCCUUUCUUCGACACUUUCGCCUACGACCUAGGCGAGUACGCAAGCAAGAUCUCGUACCAGUACUCGGGCGGCUCGCUCCCCUUUGGCCAGGCCGAGAACGCCUCCGACGCGGUGACGCUCUACCGCAAGAUCCUCGCCGAGGCCAACGAGCCGGUGACAAUUGUCUCCAUCGGCUUCUUCGAGAACCUCUCCGCGCUCCUGAACUCCACAGCCGACGCUGUCUCUAACCUCACGGGCCCCGCGCUGAUUGCAAGCAAGGUCUCGGAACUGGUGGUCAUGGGCGGGGGUUACCCGUCCGGUCGGGAGUUCAACUUCUUUGGCGAUAACCCUUCGCACACGGCGCAUGUCGUGAACAACUGGAAGGGUCGCAUGGUUUUCUGCGGCACUGAGGUCGGCUCGAUCGUGCUGUCCGGAGCGAAGCUGCUCGCCGAGGGCCCCAUAUCGGAUCCGGUCCGGCAGGCUUACAUUUACUACAACUUUUACCGGCCCCGGCAGUCGUGGGAUCCACUCACGGUAUUGUAUGCCAUGCAAGGCCUCGGAGACAUCUUUAAAUACGGCAACAUGUACGGGCGCAACUUUGUCUAUGCCAAUGGGUCGAAUGAGUGGGUCUAUGACCGGAAUGUCACUAAUCAGCACUGGUUAAACCUCAAGGUUGACAAUGUUACGGCGGCGGCGGCGCUGGACAAGUUGUACUUGGAGGGAGCAUGGUCGAUGGUGAACGGGACGUCGGCUUGA
Molecule: messenger RNA, 1011 nt
Organism: Colletotrichum fioriniae
Lineage: Eukaryota; Fungi; Ascomycota; Sordariomycetes; Glomerellales; Glomerellaceae
Molecular function (GO): hydrolase activity, hydrolyzing N-glycosyl compounds
Source: RefSeq, a predicted model, not a curated record